Molecule: messenger RNA, 3858 nt
Organism: Drosophila innubila
Lineage: Eukaryota; Metazoa; Arthropoda; Insecta; Diptera; Drosophilidae
Product: anoctamin-4
Exons: 12
Biological process (GO): chloride transmembrane transport
Cellular component (GO): plasma membrane
Molecular function (GO): protein dimerization activity; chloride channel activity
Source: RefSeq, a predicted model, not a curated record
AUGAGCAGUCAUGAAGAAGUGCCGACUGGCAAAUCAAAUAUAUUUCAAAUACGAAUCGAUAGUGUUGAUGACGAGAGCAACUCGCCCAUAACGGAGGCCAGUUCCCGAGAGGAUCUCAUCGGAAGUACAGCUGCUGAGAAUGAGAGGACAAUUGGACAAACCGCAUUUCAGUUUCCCAGAUUCCUAUCGGUGCCCAUACUACGUAAUUCGCGUCACAACUCAACGAACACAUCCCGGCGAGAAGUCGUCUCGAGUCCAGCCAAAAGCGAACGCAUGAUCCGCACUAGUCAGCCCAAAUUGCGACCCAGAAGACUCAGCCAGGACAGUGGAAUUGUAGCAGGUCGUCUAGUUGGUUAUGGUGAAAGCCCUUUAAAUGAAAUAGAUCUACACGUUCGUCCGAUGGAGAUUAGUAUUACGGCCGAUAACAUUUAUAGCUUUCUGGAGGAAGCGAGGCAACCGGAUAGCACUCCAAUUGCUGAAAGUAGGCCAGUCUCACCAAAAACCCAAGUGAAGGCAAUCUCAACAUGUGCAAGUUCCUCAGCUGCAUAUACCGAAAAGUGGUUGAAUUCUUCGAUGAUGCGAGGCAGCAAUGGUUCCUUUUAUCAGAAGGCCAACACGAUUGCAGUACCAUUACCCACACAUCUGGAAACGGAGUCAGCUGAACCGAGUCCUACACAGGCUUUUGGGCCGAAAAUCGUGGGCAGCCAUGAGGAGGAUAUUCCAGGUACCGCCAUGAGACGAACUCUUGGCUUAAAUCUCAGUCCUGUUUUGGCCGGACGCAAGUCAAUUACCGAGGAUAAUGUCACUGAGUCCUAUGAGAUCGUGGAAUCCACACACUCGAAUAUACUGAAUGAUCAAUUUGGCUAUCGACAAUUAAUGCCUACAGAGAGGAAAACCUCUACGGGGGAAAACAGCCUUACUGGUAGUUACAGGAGCAGUCGCAAGGCCAGUAAGAGUAAUAGUCUAACUGGUAGCAGUGAGGAGAGGCGAAUCAGUAAACAGGAUCGGGAGGGACUCGAUCCAGAGUCCCUCAUGUUCCGUGACGGACGACGAAAGGUGGACAUGGUGUUGGCCUGGGAAGAGGAGGAUUUGGGUGUAAUGACCGAGGCGGAAGCCCGAAGGCGUGACAUUAGACGCUGUUUUAUGGACAAUCUUGUAAAGGAGGGACUCGAAGUCGAACUGGAAGACAAAUCACAGUCGUUUAAUGAGAAGACGUUUUUCUUAAAAGUCCAUUUGCCUUGGCGCCUGGAAACGCGUCUUGCAGAGAUCAUGAAUCUUAAGUUUCCCAUCAAACGCUUCAUAACCAUAUCCGUGAAGCCAUCUUGGGAUGAAGAAAACGUGGUCAUGCGUAAUGUGCACUACUGGAAGGAAGUCUGGCAACGCUUAACCAAAAAGAUACAACUCGAUCAUAAUCUGCUUGAAGGCGAAACAACUUUCAAAGCAGCUACAGCUAAUGGGAAUCCAGAAGAACAAUUCAUUGUCAAAGAUCGUGCCACGGCAUAUACUAGUGCACAGCGAUCCCUCAUGGUGAUGCAGGUGCUUAUCCGAACACCCUACGACGAGAGCGAUCGGAGUGGCAUAAGAAGAUUACUGAAUGAUGGCACAUAUCUGGGCUGCUUUCCACUACAUGAGGGCCGCUACGAUCGUCCACACUCGAGUGGCAUAUCUCUCGAUCGCCGUGUUCUUUAUCAGACCUGGGCACACCCUUCACAGUGGUAUAAAAAGCAACCGCUUUGCUUGGUUCGCAAAUACUUUGGCGAUAAAAUAGCUCUGUAUUUCUGUUGGUUGGGCUUCUACACCGAGAUGUUAGUCUAUCCAGCUAUAGUUGGCACUCUCUGCUUUAUCUAUGGACUAGCCACAUUGGAGUCGGAGGAUAAUACACCGAGCAAAGAGAUCUGUGAUGAGAUUGGAACAGGCAACAUUACAUUGUGUCCCCUCUGCGAUAAGGCAUGCAGCUAUCAAAGACUGUCGGAAUCAUGUCUGUUCUCGCGACUGACAUAUCUAUUUGACAAUCCCUCAACAGUCUUUUUUGCUAUAUUUAUGUCCUUUUGGGCAACCACUUUUCUGGAGCUGUGGAAACGUAAGCAAUCGGUUUUGGUUUGGGAAUGGGAUUUACACAAUGUGGAAAUGGAUGAGGAGAAUCGCCCAGAGUUUGAAACAAAUGCAACUACAUAUCGUAUGAAUCCUGUGACAAGGGAAAAGGAACCCUACAUGUCUACCUGGAAUCGAGCUAUUCGAUUCGUAAUUACAGGCAGUGCAGUGCUCUUUAUGAUCUCUGUUGUUCUCUCCGCCGUGCUGGGCACCAUAAUUUACCGCAUAACCUUGGUAUCAGUUAUCUAUGGAGGUGGAGGGUUUUUUGUAAAGGAUCAUGCCAAGCUUUUUACCACUGUAACAGCUGCUCUGAUCAAUUUGGUGGUCAUCAUGAUACUUACUCGAAUAUACCACCGCAUGGCAAUUAAGUUAACCAACUUGGAGAAUCCACGCACGCAUACCGAAUACGAAGACUCAUAUACGUUCAAAAUAUUUUUCUUUGAGUUUAUGAACUUUUACUCAUCCCUCAUCUAUAUAGCCUUCUUUAAAGGACGCUUCUUUGAUUAUCCUGGCGACGAUCAGGCCAGACGCAGUGAAUUCUUUCGCCUUAAAAAUGACAUUUGUGAUCCAGCGGGUUGCUUGUCUGAACUCUGCAUACAACUGGCCAUCAUAAUGGUGGGUAAGCAGUGUUGGAACAACUUCAUGGAAUAUUUGUUUCCCAAAUUCUGGAAUUGGUGGCGUCAGCGAAAGCACAAACAGGCUACAAAGGAUGAAUCUCAUCUGCAUAUGGCCUGGGAGCAGGACUAUCAUAUGCAAGACCCAGGUCGCUUAGCACUCUUCGACGAAUAUCUGGAAAUGAUACUUCAAUACGGCUUUGUCACGCUGUUUGUGGCCGCAUUUCCGCUAGCUCCGCUUUUCGCACUGCUCAAUAAUGUGGCCGAAAUACGCUUGGAUGCCUACAAGAUGGUCACCCAGGCUAGAAGACCUUUGGCUGAACGUGUCGAGGAUAUUGGGGCCUGGUACGGCAUUUUGCGCAUUAUCACAUACACGGCUGUCGUAUCGAAUGCUUUUGUGAUCGCUUAUACAAGUGAUUUCAUUCCUCGCGUGGUCUACAAAUUUGUCUACUCGGAUACAAAUACGCUAGCUGGAUAUAUCGAGCACUCACUGUCCGUAUUUAAUACAUCCGACUACAAGGAGGAAUGGGGUGCAUCAAGCAGUGAACACGAUCCGGAUACCUGUCAAUAUCGAGGAUAUCGCAAUGGCCCAAAAGAUUUUGAUCCUUAUGGACUCAGUCCACAUUAUUGGCAUGUUUUCGCCGCACGUCUCGCCUUCGUUGUGGUCUUUGAACAUGUGGUAUUCGUUCUAACCGGCAUCAUGCAGUUCAUCAUACCCGACGUACCGUCUGAGGUGAAAACACAAAUGCAGCGGGAGCAGCUGUUGGCCAAAGAGGCUAAAUACCAUCAUGGCAUCAAGCGUGCCCAGGGUGAUAAUCAGGAUAUACUGAGUCUAUUCCGAGAUGCCAGCAAUCGCCCCUCGAUAGCCGGAAGUCAAGUAAAUCCACGUGGCAGUUGGGCACGUCGAUUUAGUCGCUUGAGUGACGGUCUGGACGCCCAUGUGGAGGUCGCUGCACGUCCACGUCGUUCGGUGGAGUCCACCGUGUGGGAGGUUUCCUGACACGAGGAGGAGGCCGAGAACGAUGCACCAAACAAUCAUUCUAACAGAUGAGAAUAGAAGACCUAAGUCUAUGGUACAUAUACUCUUCUCCAUAGCACCAAGUAUUUUUAUUAUUAUUUAAUAUUUACAUUUUAAACUAUUACUGUACAUUUU